GAUGGCGGACGAGUAACUAAUUCUCAAAUUUCGCAUGUUUUUGCUGUUUUUAAGGAUCAAAAAGGACUUUAUUAACUUUGUCUUGGUUACAAAUACCAAUAUAUUGAGUAUAUUUAGUCAAGGAUACGAUAAUUUGUGAGAAUAUGCCUGUGAAUUGUAAGAAUUGUGGCUUGAAAGCUAUUUUGAAGCGGCCAAAGACGGGUGAUGCUCUCUGUAAGGAGUGCUUCUAUUUGAUGUUUGAGUCUGAGGUUCACCAAACUAUUUUAGAGAAUGAGCUGUUUCGUAGAGGAGAGACGGUGGCCAUUGGUGCUUCUGGAGGAAAAGAUUCUACUGUUUUAGCCUAUGUUCUCAAGACUCUGAAUGAAAGAUAUGACUAUGGCUUGAACCUCUUGCUUCUGUCAGUCGAUGAAGGGAUAACAGGGUACAGAGAUGACUCCCUUGAGACUGUGAAGCGUAACCAGAUUCAGUAUGACAUGCCCUUGAAGAUAGUUUCAUAUGAGGAACUUUAUGGCUGGAGUAUGGAUGCAAUAGUCAAGCAAAUAGGACUCAAAAAUAACUGUACUUUUUGUGGGGUGUUUCGUCGGCAAGCAUUAGACAGGGGAGCUAUGUUACUAAAUGUUGAUAAAAUCGUUACAGGUCAUAAUGCUGACGAUGUGGCCGAGACAGUUAUUAUGAAUGUACUUCGAGGAGAUAUCGCAAGAUUAAGAAGAUGUACAUCAAUAGUUACUGGUAGUGAGGGAACACUUCCUCGAUGCAAGCCGUUUAAAUAUACAUAUGAAAAAGAAAUUGUAAUGUAUGCUUACUUCAAGAAGCUAGAUUAUUUCUCUACAGAAUGCAUAUAUUCUCCUAAUGCAUAUCGAGGUCACGCGAGAACCUACUUAAAGGACCUGGAAAAAAUUCGUCCAAGUUCUAUUAUAGAUAUUAUUCACUCUGGCGAGAGUAUGUCAGUGAAGAAAGAAGUCAAAAUGCCUGUCCAGGGUACUUGUAGUCGGUGUGGAUAUAUCUCAAGUCAGCACCUCUGCAAGGCGUGUGUUUUGCUAGAGGGAUUAAACAAAGGUUUACCAAGGCUUGGCAUAGGAAAAACCGACAAGCUCCAACGUCAAGCUAAGAAUGCCUGCAAUGAUGGUGGAUGUAUUGACAAUAACUGUGGUGGAAAAUCUAAGAAUUGUUUAGACUUUUGAUAUCUAAUGACAUCUUUAAUUAUUUGUAAAUAAAACUUAAACGAGAUUUCA
Messenger RNA from Actinia tenebrosa (Australian red waratah sea anemone), 1232 nucleotides. RefSeq names its product cytoplasmic tRNA 2-thiolation protein 1. Gene Ontology annotation, molecular function: tRNA binding. Gene Ontology annotation, biological process: tRNA wobble position uridine thiolation. The record is from RefSeq and is a predicted model, not a curated record. NCBI's taxonomy places the organism in Eukaryota, Metazoa, Cnidaria, Anthozoa, Actiniaria, Actiniidae. Gene Ontology annotation, cellular component: mitochondrion; cytosolic tRNA wobble base thiouridylase complex.